AAACAGAUGCUCGUUUUGAUUUGUUGACAAUUGGUUUGCGCGCUAGCUUGGCGAUCUCCCGGUUUCGUUUGCAUUGGUAGCACUAAAUUAAGCCAUUUAGGCUUAUUUUUGUAAUAGUUUGAAAUAAAAGACACUUUACUCGUUCUACGUGAGAAAUUUCCCUGUUAUGGUGCUCGGUGUUGUUGCGGUAAGGCGAAGGAAUUGAAUGCGAUAAAGGAAAACGAUUGCGGUUUUUGGCGCUGGUGUCACAUCAUCAAGAUGAACAAGCUCGAGCGCACAUUGCAGCUGUUGGACGAAUCCACUGUCCAAUCGCCCAGCGGAUUGCUGCGGUCGAAGGAUUCGGUGCGCUACUUGCAGCAGCAGGCCCGCGAGGAACAGCGACAGCUGGGAGCGUCCGGGCUGGGCGAAAGUAUGAUGCUGGAUUCCGUGCAGGAUGUGGGCCUGUAUCGAACGGUGGGCGAAUUGGAACCGGCCGGAGGUGGACUGUCCGGCAGUCAGCUUAGCUUGGUGGCGGGCAGUACGGUAAGCUACACGAAUGCAAACGUCCGGGAAGCGAGCAAGCAGCUGUGCGAAGAAUUCCUGCAGGUGCUGCAGCGCUACAGCAACGCCUCGGACGUGUUCGAGGCGACCGAGGAGCUGGUGAAAUCGUUGGACGACACGCUGGUACAGCUGAACAAUGCGUCCAAGCAGCUGCUACCUACUGGUCGGGAGCGCCGGUUGCACGCGGAAGAGAUGUGGCUGAACGCGGAACGGGAUACGUGGCGGCUGAUGAUCUGCCUGUACCGUGAUCGGUUGAUAACGCAGAAGCAGGACAGCGAGAUGGACGAUUUGCCGCUGGUGAACAGUGAGCAGACCAUCAUCUCCCAUCUGUACGGUGGCAAUGCGAAUCUGCGCGAGUACCAGAUCAUUGUGGACUGGCUGGAGCAGAUGGCGCUGCGGCAGCAACAGACCGAGCUGGGCCACUACAUGAACCGGACGGUGGCGUGGGAAAACACGCUCCACCAGCUGCUAGAGGUAGGCCAGACGGCAUUUGGCAGUGGCCGGGCACUGGUGAAGGGGCUGGAUCCGGAUGCUCCGAUCCGCGAGAAGCUGCCCCUGCACGAUCUGGACAUGGAGGAUCAGACGCAGCUGGCCAAACAGGUGUUUCGCGCCAUUCGCCAGGGCCGGUUGAAGGAAGCACAGAUCAAGUGCGAAAACUACGGGCAGGCGUGGAAGGCGGCCCUGCUCGAGGGAUGGCGGCUGCAUCACGAUCCGAACUACGACCGCGAGAACGUGUCAUUGGCCCGCGAGCCGAUCGAGGGCAAUCCGAGGCGCGAUCUGUGGAAAAAGUUCGCGUGGCAGAUGGCGGAAAGCCGCAUGCUGGAUCCGUACACGAAGGCCACGAUCGGAUCGCUGUGCGGGCAUCUGGACUCGAUGGUGGAGGUGCUGUCCGAGCACUCGUGGAACGAUAUGCUGUGGGCGUACCUGAAGGCGCAGAUAGACAUACGCGUGGAGAGCGAGAUACGGUCGCACUGCGUCAAGAGCUAUCUGCCCAUGCCGGACCGGUACUGGAACGGCAAGAUGUCGCUGGAGCAAAUCUUCGACGCACUGGAGGCGCACAAGAACGCGCGCAUCAGUCUGGCCGCCAAGGAUGUGGACAAGGUGAUCCAGAAGUACAUUAUGCUGGAUGACAUUCCCGAGCUGAUGCGCACCGUGGACGGCUGGCUGGAGGGCACGGAGGUGGUGCUGAUACCGCAGAUGCUACGCUUCCUCACGCAUUUCGUCAUGUUUUUGCGACAGAUUGGCAAAACCUUCCAGGAGGACAUAGGCGAUCGGGUGGUCAAGCGGUACGUCGAGUACCUGAGCACGCUCGGUUCCGCGCACAUGGUCGCGUUCUACACGGCCGCCCUGCCACCGGCCAUGCAGCUGCUGCUGUACUCGCAGUUCCUUCAGACGAUCCGCGACAGCCAGCAGCGCAAGCAGGCCCUGGAGCAGGCGUACAACUUCGGGCUGGACGUGCCGACCAUUACCGUGUACACCGUGGAGUGGUACCGUGCGCUGGAAGCCACCGAGGACGAACUGGCACCGAUCGCUUCGGGCAGGUUGACCGAGCUGGACGAGCAGAAGAUUUCCUCGCUCGAGUGGCUCACCUUCUAUCCGGAUCAGCGCGGGGAGCUGCUGUGGCAGUCGAACACACUGAUCCGCUACUUCCUGGCCCGGCGCAGCAUCGAGGCGGCCCGCAAAACGUUCGCCGUCAUACCGGCCGACACGAUGGAGCUGAUAUUCACGCACUACGGCUCGAAGGAUGAUAUCCCGUGCCGGGAGGAGGUGUCGAUACGCGAGUACCUCUGCUACCAGACGUACCUGGCCGCGAUCCAGGGCUACAACGAUUGGUGCCAGCUGUUCUACAACGGCAAGCCGAAGCCACCGCCCGCAGUCAAGCUGUCGAACUUUACCGAGCGCGUCACCUCGGAGCACCGGGAGGCAACGUACCGGAAGGAGCUGAGCAACUGGGAGCUGCGUGUCGCCGAGCUGACCAACGUGACGCGCGACCUGCUGUACAAUGUGCUGCUCUUCCCGGAGGCUGGCUGGCUGGUCGAUACGGACACGACGAAACCGCCGCCCGACGAUGACGAGGACUGGCUGCACCGGGCGGUACAGAUGGAGAACCUGCGCAAGCUGUGCAUACCGGAAAUCGUGCUGCUGCUGCACCAGCUCCACACGCUGACCGAGCGGUACAGCGAAAAUCUGCUGCUGGCCGAUGUGCUCAGCUCGGAAACGCGCAAGCUGUACAGCGUCUUCCCCAAGCACAAGCUGGCGGAAACGCUGACCAAGAUAGCGGAAUCGUCCCUCACGCUCAUGAACGCCCGGAAAGACCCGUUCGUGGGCGAUGCAGCGAAGAAGUAGAGGUAUACAUUCUUUCCCACGCUAGCUCUGCAUUUACUACAGUUCUUAAUUUCUUAAUUUUCCUGCCGUGUUCUAAAUAAAAUCGUAAGUGAUAAAGUAUGUGUAAGAUAAAAAUGCGAUUUUUUUAAUUUAAAAUUCAAAAGGGCCAACAACCUCUUGCGGGGAAAGAAACCGAAACGAGCGAAGGGAGAAAGAGAGAGAGCAAGAUAAAGCGAGAUGGGCUACACGCUCAGCAAGGGCUGGAGCAGCUGCGAGUGUGUGCGUGCAAGCGGCCUGCUUGGGGCGAGCUUAUCAUUUUGACAGUUGGGUUGAAGCUCUCGCGCUCCACCCGGAUUUCUCCAGUUCGUAAACAUUGCGGUUUACAGUGCGUCCUGAGAGCGUCGGUUGCAACAGCAAAGCGGUGCAGCGCAGUGCAGUGGCGCAAAGUGCAAUAAACUGAACGAUUCUGUCGAUCGGUCGGUCGGUCGGUCGGUGGUGUGUUGAGGCCAGAAUCGGUUCGGUCCGCGGUGAAUGUGCGAAGGUGAAUGUCACAACCCGUUCGUUACGGUGUUACGGUGCAACAAACAUACAAUUGUGUACACAAAUAAUCGUAACAGAUAAAGCAAAUUGUGCAGCUCGCCCUUGUGCGCGUGUUGUUGUGGGCUGUAGAAAGUGAUUGUGUGUGGGUGUGUGUGU
Messenger RNA from Anopheles coluzzii, 3561 nucleotides. It is a transcript of the gene Nup107, whose product is annotated as nuclear pore complex protein Nup107. The transcript is spliced from 3 exons. Lineage: Eukaryota; Metazoa; Arthropoda; Insecta; Diptera; Culicidae. Bases 259 to 2886 code for a protein of 875 amino acids. Gene Ontology annotation, biological process: regulation of DNA-templated transcription; protein import into nucleus; post-transcriptional tethering of RNA polymerase II gene DNA at nuclear periphery. Gene Ontology annotation, cellular component: nuclear pore; nuclear pore outer ring. Gene Ontology annotation, molecular function: structural constituent of nuclear pore. The record is from RefSeq and is a predicted model, not a curated record.